UGGUUUUGGGGGAACAGUUUUUCGCGCUGGACCAAUCCGCACGCUGUUGCCGCUCACUGGUUCCAUCAUGCCUGUCGACACUAAACGAGUACGUGGUCCAGAUGUCUCCCAAAGCCCGUCUUUGUUUGCGAGGAGGACCGCAACAGUCGUCUCCUCGCUUGGCCCCCGAGCAGACGGCCGACAGCGGGACCAGGUGGACGUCCGGCCUGUGUUUGUCAGGUGCGGGCUGGUGAGUCAAGCUAAGGGCUCAGCGUACAUGGAGGCUGGAGACACCAAGUUGAUGUGCUGCGUUUACGGACCCAGAGAAACAGAACGGAAAGAUGAAACCGAUAUGAAAUGUGGAAGGUUGACGACUGACAUGCGUUUUGCUCCAUUCUCAUGCCCGGACAGAGGCUCCUGGAUUCAAGGUAGUCAGGAUAAAGACUUCUCUCUGAUGCUGCAUGAGAGCCUGCAGCCUGCCCUGUGCCUCCACAAAUACCCUCGCUCUCAAAUCGAGGUCAACGUGAUGGUGCUUGAAAACAGCGGUUCAGUCCUCGCGCAUGCCGUCACCUGCGCCUCCCUCGCUCUCGCGGACGCAGGCAUCGAAAUGUACGAUCUGGUUCUCGGCUGCGCCAUCCGCCAGGACGGCGGCUCAUACGUGGUGGACCCCACUUACACGGAGGAAAACGGCUGCGGCUCAGUCAGUGGUGAUAAUCAGGGAAAGCUGACGGUUGCGUUCCUCCCCAGUUUGAACCAGGUUUCUGGACUCCAGUCGGAUGGAGAAAUGACUGAAGAGACUCUGUCGGCUGGGGUGCGUACCUGCAUCGAGGGGUGCUAUAAGAUAUAUCCUGUUAUCCAACAAGCUUUGGCCAAGGCGGUUUGGAAGGUAGCACCACCACCAUCAGAGAGCUGAUUCGUUUAUCCAGUUUCUGCCUUGUUUGCUAGUUGUUGUUUUUUUGCAGUUUAACAAUUUAUUGAACUUGCAUACAAUCUGUGGUUGUGUGUUCCUUAAAUAUAGCAUAAGAAUUGAAUUAGACCUAUUCUGUUGUGUUUUCUUCCUACAGUGGAACCAGUUCAAAUCGGUGCUGCUUAUAUUGACCAAUAUGAGACCCAAAGGGGCCAUUUCUUUACAAAUGGGUCUGUUUAUGUCGACGUGUGGUAGUAUGUUUAACUUCAUCAAGUCCACACCUCUGCAUGCAAGUACAGUCUUUAUAAAAAAAAUACUAAUAUAAUCGAAAAAUAACUCAGAAUGCGGUGAACUGCUGUUGUACUGUUGCACCUUUCCUUCAGUCCUAGGCCUCCUUCUGUGAAAGCACUGUUGCAGUUCUCUUCCUCAGGUGAAACAUCCGCAGGUGCCAUUGAUUUUUCCACACGUUGGUUGGAUUGAUGCAGUUUUAGCUCGGGAAUGAAAUGGCAAUGAGGACAAAUUAGAGCUGCAGGCUAACCCGUUUAUAACAUUUCCCUCAAGAUGUUGCUGUACGUGAACGACAAUGUUUUUUUGGGGGGGUUCUUCAGUUCUUACCAGCAUCGGAACACUGAUGACAAAACCUGACUAACUCGGUCCUCAUAAUAUUCCAUUUUGUGUACUUUUUUCAUGGGUUUGGUCUGUGUUGCUUCAGUUGACAUUUGUAAGAUUUGGGAAAUGGUUACUAUGCUUGGUGGUUGUUUGCAUAAUAAUAAUGGUUAGGUUUGCUGCUUUUUAUGUUCAACAUUUGUAUUUUAAAAUGAGAGACAUGUUUCCUGCGACUCUCGACAGAUAUGCUUGUCUAAGGAAUCCUGGCAGGUAACUUCAUAAACCCGUUUCAAAAUUGCAUUUUCAAAUGCAUAUCUGUUCCUCUACUUAGGCUAUUGAUAGUCCAUUCCUUUUAUUUUACGAACACGUGGGAAUUAGCAAACAGUUUAAGAACACAUUGCACAAUCCUUUCUUGUUAGAAAGUCUGUAAACUCUUUUCUUAGUAUUUUUCUCGUCUUUUAACUUUAAUGGAAAAAAAUCCUCUUCCAUACUGCGGUAAUACGGCUCACAGGGCCGCUCGGCAAGACUCGGGUAACAUCGGCGUUAACAGGAUGUAGUCGGUGAAGUAAGGCCUUCAAAAAUAAAAGCACGGCAGUAACACGGUUGCACCGUAGUAGGGAAUUGUGGUACCACAGUUUACCACAUUUACCCAUAUUUUCUGGAAAUUGUCUCAUAUUUUCAAAUGCAAAUGUUGAGUCAGGGAUUUAAAUUUCUUUGUUUUUAUAUAAUAGUGCUGUGACGCAAUUGUUACGAAGGUCAGCGAAUUUAAGGAAGGAAACCUUUAGUUUCCUGUUCUGAAUGUUUUCCCAUUUCGUAUGUCAGAUUGUAUUUUUUUCAUCAAACAAGACAAGUAGUCCAAAAUGAAUGGCAACAAGGGGACAUUAAAAGCUGACUUAUUCAGUAGAUGCUGUAUUUCUUAUACGCGUUAAAUAUAGAAGAUAUUUUAAAUGUGCAUGCAUACGUAAUAG
Messenger RNA from Dunckerocampus dactyliophorus (ringed pipefish), 2460 nucleotides. It is a transcript of the gene exosc6, whose product is annotated as exosome component 6. Gene Ontology annotation, biological process: rRNA catabolic process; nuclear mRNA surveillance; poly(A)-dependent snoRNA 3'-end processing. The record is from RefSeq and is a predicted model, not a curated record. Bases 68 to 892 code for a protein of 274 amino acids. The transcript is spliced from 2 exons. Lineage: Eukaryota; Metazoa; Chordata; Actinopteri; Syngnathiformes; Syngnathidae. Gene Ontology annotation, cellular component: cytoplasmic exosome (RNase complex); nucleolus; nuclear exosome (RNase complex).